AAAAUCAAUACUAUUAUUUCAAAGUAUACAAAAAUUUAAAAUGCCUUUAGAGUAGUUUUCUUAAAAAUAAAAUUAUAAAAUGUAAACAAAAAUAUGAGUGAAAUUUGAAUGAAAGUAAAAACCAAUGUCAAGAAGAUCUAGUGGGAGAAAUGUUAAGAAAGAAGGGAGUUCACUUUCUUUGAAUCGGCUUUAAACUAAAUUUGGGUCAUAUGUAGUUAACAGAAAGUUAAGUGCCUUGCUAUCUUGUGUAUGUUUUAUUAGUGUAGAGGGAUUAUUAUGCAUUUUCAAAUGCAUAUUUGGAUAACUAUUAUAGGAUGGAUUUUAGUGUUGUGCUGUCUAUUCCCCUUGACCUACGAAUACUCGCCAAGGGAGUACUACGCGCCUUCGUUAAUUGGAGAAAACCAAUCUGCAAGAUGGGUGAAAAUCCACCAACCAAGGCAAGUGGAUAAUUCUCGUUAUGGGGAUCAGUUCGAGUUUAAAAAUGACCCGGAACAAUAUAAUAAUAAUAAUGGUCAAGAUGGUAGACAUUUUAGACCGGAGACGAUAUUUCGAAUUACUGAGACUUUGGGAGCAUUGAAUACAGUUGGGAGGUAUUUGGUGAACAUGACCAGAAGUGGUGAUGGUGAGAACAAUAAAAUAUCGCAGGAUGUGCCGAACGCUUUGUAUACCAUCAGUAAAAAUGUUUUGGGGAGGAAUGUUACGGAUACCAUAGCGCCUUUGGUGAGGGAGGCUUUGCCUGUUCAAGAUCAAAAUCAAGAUCAACAUAGUGCUGAAGACAAAAAUGGUAAUGAUGGUGAGAAUGAUGGUGAUGACGAUGAUAAUCCGAGAUAUUGCACUACGCCGGAGGGUCUAUCUGGAUAUUGUGACGAUUUGAGUGAUUGUCCACAGUUAUUACUCAACCUUGGAAACUUAAGGCAAUCAUUGUGCUUCAAAAGCCUCUUUGUCCCCGGCGUAUGCUGUCCCAAAGGCGCCGACUCCCCAAUAUCGACAACAACAAGAAAACCAUAUCCCCCUGUUAUAUACCAAACAACCUCUAUUAAACCUAUAAAAUUAUCCCCAGUCACUUCCUACACAACACGUAAACCUCCUAUUAAUAUACCCACUUUACCCAAACCUCCAAUAAAUAUACCCAGUUUACCCCUCAACACUCCAGCUCCAACUUUUGUACCGAGCAUUCCGGAUCUACCUCUAGAAGGAAACUUUGUCGACCCAGAAGAUUGUGGACAGCCGGAAUCGGCAAAAUACCGCGUAGUAGGCGGCGAGGAAGCCCUUCCAGGUAGAUGGCCAUGGAUGGCGGCCAUAUUCCUGCACGGAUCAAGGCGAACUGAAUUCUGGUGCGGAGGUUCAUUGGUGACGGCCUCCUACGUUCUAACAGCGGCCCAUUGCACCAGAGACUCCAGACAAAGACCGUUUGCAGCUCGUCAGUUUACUGUAAGGUUGGGCGAUAUCGAUUUGAAACGGGACGACGAACCGUCAGCUCCGGUGACUUUAAAGGUUUCCGAGAUUAAGGCACACCCGGAGUUCAGCAGAGUUGGGUUCUACAACGAUAUAGCUCUAUUGAAGCUGGAAAAACCGGCUAGAAAAUCAAAGUACGUGAUACCUCUAUGUCUACCUCCUCCGGAGGUGAGGAGCGAGACGUUUGCCGGAAAAAGAACCACGGUGGUUGGUUGGGGUACCACUUACUAUGGAGGUAAGGAAAGUACAGUGCAAAGACAAGCCAUAUUGCCGAUCUGGAGGAACGAAGACUGUAACCAAGCUUACUUCCAACCCAUAACAUCGAAUUUUAUUUGCGCCGGCUAUUCGGAAGGCGGCACCGACGCCUGUCAGGGAGAUUCAGGUGGGCCUUUAAUGCUUCACUGGGAUGCCAGAUGGAUUCAAGUGGGGGUCGUCUCAUUUGGUAAUAAAUGCGGCGAGCCGGGCUAUCCGGGGGUAUACACCAGAGUAACUCAAUAUUUAGACUGGAUCAAGGAUAACACGCGAAAUUGAAGACUCAAUUUUAGAAUAGCUAUUUAUUUUUGUAUAAAUGUAAUAUACUGUUUAUUGCCUUAUGUAGUUGAGUAAACACGAGGACUACAAAUGUUCUCGUUAACGUGAUGUACUACUAA
This is a messenger RNA of Brassicogethes aeneus, 2105 nucleotides long. NCBI's taxonomy places the organism in Eukaryota, Metazoa, Arthropoda, Insecta, Coleoptera, Nitidulidae. The record is from the annotation of a GenBank genome assembly.